AUGACGCUUUCUAUACCCAAUGGUGACGGACUAGCAGUGUUAAAUAGCCUUGAAGUUUCGAACUUGGUUGCUCUCUUCCUCAAGCAGCAAAGCAGAAAGCCAGAAACUGUUGGUUACACUCUGGGUUCAAUUUCUGGGUUUUCACUUACAUUCUGGGUUUCAGUCUUCAAGCUUGGUUUCAUGCACUCUGAACCAGGUUAUCAAUAUGAUCCUGCGCAAUCAAAGAUUGCAUUUGUUAUGUUCAAGGAUGCCAAAGCUCUUGAAAUCGCACUCUUGUUAUCGCAAUUGGUGGAAAGUGCUGUUUGUGCUGCCCCUGCUGAAAGUGUUUCACCAAAUGUUGAGGAUAAAGAUGGCUCUCCUAACAAUGGAAGGGUGUAUGUAAAUAGAGCUCAAGAUGUAGUGUCUAGUAUGUUUGCAAAAGGUUCAGCAAUUGGACAAGAUGCCGUGAACAAGGCUAAAGCAUUUGAUGAAAAGCAUCGGUUGAGAGAAAGUGCAUCUGAGAAAGUAACUUCCUUUGACAAGAGAGUGGGGCUCACAAAGAAAUUUACAGUAGGCUUUUCAGUGGUUAACGAGAAAGUGAAGUCUGUUGAUCAAAGACUUCAGGUCUCAAAUAAAACAAUGGCAGCAAUAUUUGCAGCAGAGAGAAAAUUAAAUGAUACUGGAUCAACUGUCAAAACAAGCAGGUAUGUGACUGUGGGAGCAGCUUGGUUCAAUGGUGCUUUUAGCAAGGUGGCAAAGGCAGGGCAGGCUGCAGGUACGAAAACCAGAGAAAAGUUCCAUAUGGUUGUGUCAAACUUGACUGCAAAGUUUUCAGCAAUUGGUUGGUUAAGAUUUUUCUAUAUUGCUUUUGCCUUGUUAUAUUUCGCUUUAUUGCUGGUUAGCUUUGUUGCGUAUGCUGGUAAUGCUUACAAACUUUGGCUACAUGAAGAAAAGAAGGGGGAAGAAAGGGAAGGAGAAGGGAGAGGUGUAGAGAUUGGGUCUCUCAAGGGCUACGACACGAGUUAUUGGGAAGACAAGGAGAAAGUGUUCAGCGAAGUUCGAUUUGUUGUUCAAGGAGGGUUGUGUUAG
Molecule: messenger RNA, 1068 nt
Organism: Rosa chinensis
Lineage: Eukaryota; Viridiplantae; Streptophyta; Magnoliopsida; Rosales; Rosaceae
Product: binding partner of ACD11 1-like
Exons: 9
Coding region: 1-1068 (355 amino acids)
Source: RefSeq, a predicted model, not a curated record